Molecule: messenger RNA, 2116 nt
Organism: Pseudopodoces humilis (Tibetan ground-tit)
Lineage: Eukaryota; Metazoa; Chordata; Aves; Passeriformes; Paridae
Gene: ENTREP1
Product: endosomal transmembrane epsin interactor 1
Cellular component (GO): membrane
Source: RefSeq, a predicted model, not a curated record
AUGGUGCUGCCGGGGUCCUGCUGCCCUCUCCAGGGACUCGUCCUGCCGUCCCGGGCGGCGGAGGGCUCGCUGUCCACCACGGGUGCCGGCCUCUCGCUGCCGCCCCUCCGGCCGGGAGCGGCGCCCCGCCGCCGCCCGUGCCCCCCGCUGCCCUUCCACUCGCUGCUCGGGCUGGGGCUGCUGCAGACCGGCCUGGGCUGCGCCCUGGUGGCGCUGAGCUUCGGGGUGCUGUCGCUGAGCAGCGCCCCGCAGGUGAAGAACGCCCUCUGGGCCGGCUCAUCGACAAUCUUAUGUGGAAUCUUAGGGUUAACAACAUGGAAGAGACCGAUGAUGCUUUUGGUUAACCUGUUUGUUCUGCUGUCUAUGAUCAGUGUCAUGCUGAACGUGAUUGGAUUAAUACUAGGAUGUGAAGGCAUUCAGUUUGUGUCUGGGGUACCCAGGUGUGAUUUGAUGGAUGAAAACAAGACCUGUUUAUGCUGUGAAGAACCUCAUCCCAGUGCAUGCACAGAAGUAGAGGCUGUACUGAAGCUAUACCAUGUGAAGUCAUGUGGUGCUGCUCACCUUCUUCUCAAGAAAGCUCUCUUAGCUCUUAGUGCCCUGAAUGCUCUCGCCGCUACAGUUUGCUUCAUAGCGUCUGCCCUGCAUUACUUGCAGAUACUUGCAUCAAGAAGAUCCUGCACAGGUGAAUCUGAGGUUGAAGACGAAGAUUAUGAUUUGGAUCCUGAUGAUUUUGUCCCACCUGUCCCACCUCCCUCCUAUUUUGCAACUUUUAAUUCUUGUGCCCCACGAACAAGUCACAGCACAGCUGCCUCUCAUGUGAUUUCUCUGCCCCAUAUUUAUGGAAUGCGAAUCAAAGGUGUUGAAGUGUUCUGCCGUCUGGACCCACCUCCACCUUAUGAAGCUGUGGGCAGCUUAAAAAGCUCUGAGCAGGGAGGUGCACCUCAACUAAAUGGCAUGGAAGAUGUUGAUUCAGGGGAAGUAAGUGACAGGCAGACCUCUCAAGCUGAAGAAAUUCAGGAGCCUUCCAGCAGAGUGAGCCUUUCCCCUUCAAAUGCAAGCUGUGUGUCUGCAGGAGUGAACAGGAGAGCCUUCAAUUCCUUGUGGAAAUACUCUAAAAGUGACCCUGUGCUCCAUUGCCAGCUGCCUCAAGGGACAGUUCUCAACUGUGAAACUGCAGCACUCAAUGAUGUAAAUCCACUUAACGAUAUCACCUUGCAGAAGAGUUCAAGAGCAAGAGCUUUGAGGGGAAGACCCCAAUCUCUGAUAGACUAUAAAUCUUUUAUGGAGACUAAACAGCGUGUGGCAAGGAUCCUUGAGCAGUCCUCCAGCAGCAUGAGCCCAGACAUAUAUGACGUGGUGGAAAAUAUCAAAUCUGUUUUAAAAUCAGAUGAGAAAUAUAUGGCAGAAGCUGUCACCAGUGCCACUUUCCUUGAGCAGGUGAUGACACAUGCUCAGCAAGCCACACCAUUGCGAGUCAGUGUGUUACCUCUCAGAUUACAUCCUGGAUUGCUGUUCCUGGAGAGCUGUGGUGACCUGAGUACUUUCACCACAGAGGGAGAACACCCAGCAGAGAGGAGAAUCAAAAGAGCAGAACAUGAACGGUCUUAUAGUCUUAUUGGUGUUGUCAGGGAAACUGUACUUUGAGCUGGGUUUUUGGUUAUUCCUCAGCAGAAGUCCCUCUGGCAGACAUACACAUACUGCAGAGGAAAAUAUCUCUGGCAAGUGGGUGAAUGAGUUUGUCAAUAAUUGCCUUCUUUUUUAAUAUUCUUAUGCUCAGACUACAGAGGGGAAGAUCAUUCUACAAAGACCAUUAAGCAGAUUGAAAACUGACCUUUAGUGGGCCCUCAGCUACAGCUCAUCUGUUUGUGAUACAUUAGUGCUGUGCAUCUCUGUGAAGUUUGGUAACGUGUAGUUGUGGGGUAUGAUGAUACAUUAUCCUUGUGGAAGGAGCUGUCAAAAGCAGUAUUGAAGAAAUUGGCACAUUUUUGGUACUUUGGUUUAAAUUAAAAUCUCCAGUCAUCAAAUGGAGCCCUUCAGAUACAAACUACGUUAGUAAAAAAAAUGGUGUACAGAAUUCUGAAGUUAUUCUUUACAAAAGAAAGUUGUUGAAGUGCAA